CCUCGUGAAAUCUCUCUCCUUAUUUCAAACUCUGCAAACCCUAGCGAAAAAAUUACGCGCGCUCAGAUCUUACGACUAUGGCGAUCGCGAGAACCGGAGUUUUCGUCGACGAUUACUUGGAGUACGCAAGCACAUUGCCGGCAGAGUUGCAGAGGCUUCUGAAUACCAUAAGAGAACUCGAUGAACGUUCCCAAUCCAUGAUAAAUCAGACAAGGCAGCAGACGAAGAACUGCUUGGAUAUGGCUUCUCAAAACUCCAAUAAAGGCAAUCAUGAAGAUGGUGACAUGGCCUUUGAGAAGAUGAAGAAAGAUAUUGAAGCAAACCAAGAUAACGCCUUAAGCUUAUGUACCGAGAAGGUCCUGCUGGCACGGCAAGCUUACGAUCUUAUAGACAGUCAUGUAAAACGUCUUGAUGAGGAUCUGCACAAUUUUGCUGAGGAUUUGAAGCAAGAGGGAAAAUUACCAGCAGAUGAACCAGCAAUACUUCCUCCGUUACCUUUAGUUCCUAAAACCGAGAAGCGCAAACCGAUAUAUAUAACACCUCAAUCUAAGAAGAUUGAUUACAGGGAUAGAGAGUGGGAUCACAGGGAUAGGGAUUUCGAGCUCAUGCCUCCACCAGGUGGCUUCAAAAAGGAUUAUCCCACCCCCUUGGAGAUGGAUCAACCAAUUGAUCCAAAUGAACCCACCUAUUGCGUCUGUCAUCAGGUUUCUUUUGGUGAUAUGAUUGCCUGUGACAAUGAAAAUUGUCAAGGUGGCGAGUGGUUUCAUUACUCGUGCGUCGGGCUGACACCCGAGACGAGGUUCAAGGGGAAGUGGUAUUGUCCGACGUGCAGACAACUUCCAUUGUAACGGGUGAGUUGUUUGGUUUGUAUAUGUUUUGUAUAACGCCGAUUAUGUGCCUGUUUCCGUCUACUUCCUUAACUGAUGAUUUCAACAUCUGGGGUUUGAAGUGAUCAUAAAUCAAUAAAUUUGUGAUGCAUAAAAGCACCAAACUUUGUGAAA
This is a messenger RNA of Cynara cardunculus var. scolymus (artichoke), 1001 nucleotides long. RefSeq names its product PHD finger protein ING2. The record is from RefSeq and is a predicted model, not a curated record. NCBI's taxonomy places the organism in Eukaryota, Viridiplantae, Streptophyta, Magnoliopsida, Asterales, Asteraceae. Bases 78 to 848 code for a protein of 256 amino acids. The transcript has 7 exons. Gene Ontology annotation, cellular component: nucleus.